Molecule: messenger RNA, 1500 nt
Organism: Rotaria sp. Silwood1
Lineage: Eukaryota; Metazoa; Rotifera; Eurotatoria; Philodinida; Philodinidae
Source: the annotation of a GenBank genome assembly
AUGAAUGAUAUGAAUUUCUAUCCAGAGACUAGUAUGGGUUUUCGACCUAAUCAUUCUUCAUUAUCACCAAAUUUAAAUCUCAAUUCACCUUUAAAUUCUCAACGACCACGUCUUCCACCACAUAUUGCUGAAGAAAUGUUACGUUCAUCACCAUCGGAAAAUUCAUUAAUAAAUGUUACAAAUGAUAAUUUAUCAUCAUCAUUAACACAAAAACUUUCAUUACCAUCAUUUCUUCAGAGUCCAACACGUCUUAUACAACAAUUACCGGCAUCACCAGCUAGCCUUUUAUUGAGUCCUUUAAUUAAAAAAAAUGAUAAUGAACAAACAAAUUUUGUAUUAAAUAAUGAUGAUGAAACAAAUUUAAUGGAACAAAUUGAUGAUUAUUAUAUUCGACGUCAACAAUAUUUACAACAUAAUAUUGAUGUUUCACUUAAUAUUAGUAAAUGGGUACUUGAAAAUCUUAUUUUCUAUUCAGUUGAAACAUUAAGACGUCAAGCUCAAAUUCAAAGUGAAUCAUCACGUGCCUAUAUAACACCAUUAUCUGCUAUACGAAUGGUUUAUACAAUGAAAUAUCAACAAGGAAGUGGAGUAUUAUGGAAAGGUUGUUUUAGUUCUCUUAUAUUAACAACACUGGAUACAAUAUCAAAUAAUUUAAUUGAUGAAAUAGCUCCAUUAAAUAACGUAUCAUUAAGAAUAAAACAUAUAGUAUUAAAAACAAUAAGUUCAUUUCUACUUAUUCCUAUGUAUUCAGUUCAUCUUCUUCGAUCUGUUCAAUCGGAUUUAACAAUUGCUAAUCAUUGGUCACCAUUAACGAUUUUUAUUGAACCAUUUCAACGUUUACUUGGAGUUAAAACUGGUUUUUAUGCACGUGCAUUACCAUUAUGGUAUCUUAUAUCAUUAAGUUUACCUUAUUUUGUUGGACGACAUGUAUUACAAUAUUUUCUAAAUCAUCAUUUUUUAAGAUUUCGAGAAGAAAAUUUUCAUAAAAAAGAUCAACUAGUAAAUUUAAAUAAAAAACAAUUUGAAACAAUUGAUGAUAUUGAAUGUCAAUUAAUUGAUACAAUACCAAAUCUAAUCGAUCGUUCAUUUAUACGUAUAGAAGCAAAUAUAUUAUCUGUAUUUCUAUCAAAUUUUUUACUUUAUCCAUAUGAAACUAUACUUAAUCGUUUAUUUGUACAAGGAACACGAACAAUUGUUGAUAAUCUUGAUACAACAAAUGUUGGUUGUAUUCCAAUAAAUACACGUUAUUUAGGUUUGGUUGAUUGUUGUCGAACAAUAAUUGAAACUGAAGGAAAAUGGGGACGUGGAUUUUUUAAAGGUAUUGGCUUUUUAAUGCUUAAAUUUGGUUUAAUUUAUACAAGUGCAUAUUGUUUAAAAAUUCUUAUUGAACGAUUAGCUAUUAUUUAUACACAAAAUACAAGUGAAUUAAGUAAAUUUCAUCAUUAUGUUAUAUCAAAACAACAACAAGAACCACAACAAUAUAUAAAUGAAUCUAAUUAA